AUGACCCAAUCAGAUUAUGUGCCAGAAUCAGGAAGGCAUUGGGCAAACGGACUGACCUAUCAAUCAACAAGAUCCAACAUGAGCAAGAGCGUCAAACCAGACAAGACAGAGGCAUGUCUAGCAGGUGACACAUCUGGUGAAACUGAUUUUUCCAAAAUCGACAUUAAUACAAAGCCAUAUAUUGACACAGCAUGCCAAGCAUCGUCAAACACAAUAAUUGCAGCAAUAAAGUCGUACAUUGAUCAAAACAAUGAGGCACACAAGGAUAUGAUUGCCAAACUAAAUGAAACGUUUAGACUUAUGUUUCAACCAAAUUCAGCAGACUCAUUGUCAAGACACUACUAG
Racocetra persica is the source of this 345-nucleotide messenger RNA. NCBI's taxonomy places the organism in Eukaryota, Fungi, Glomeromycota, Glomeromycetes, Diversisporales, Gigasporaceae. The record is from the annotation of a GenBank genome assembly.